Molecule: messenger RNA, 1194 nt
Organism: Chondrus crispus (carragheen)
Lineage: Eukaryota; Rhodophyta; Florideophyceae; Gigartinales; Gigartinaceae
Exons: 2
Coding region: 1-1194 (397 amino acids)
Biological process (GO): proteolysis
Molecular function (GO): serine-type endopeptidase activity; ATP binding
Source: RefSeq, a predicted model, not a curated record
AUGCCGGAUUCAAGUCCUGACAUUUUGGAUUGCGUUCUCACCUUUUUUUGUACUCAUUGCGAACCAAACUACGAGUUGCCCUGCGUCAUGACACCGCAGCCACAAUCAACGUCUUCGGCCUUUGUCAUUUCUUUUGGACGUCGCAUUCUGACAAACACGCGCUCCGUCGACCAUUACACUUCAGUCGUAGUAACAAAACGAUACUGUGACACAAAGGCCCCGGCAAGGGUUGUCGCCAUCGGCAAUGAGUGCGAUAUAGCUCAAUUGUACGUUGAAAGCGAGGACUUCUGGGACGAUUUAGAAGAUCAAGUCGGCAUGGAUAAUACAAAACAUGCCUUCCUUCAACCCGGCUCUUUGCCGCAGCUCCAAGAUUCAGUUCUCGUUAUAGGCUCCGGGAAUCAAAUCAGCCGUUUCGAAAAGCAAAACUAUGUGCAUGGCCAAGGAGACCUGCUUGCAGUACAUAUUGACACGGCGGUAAGUCUAUCCGUUUCCAUAGUACUUGAUUUUUCAAUGAGAAUUGCUUUUCAAAGCGUGGACCCCUUUCAAGCUGAUUCCGUGGGCUACCUCAUUCCAUACUGCGUACUGCAGCAUUUUCUCGACCACAUAGCCUGUCAUGGUCAAUAUGCGGGGUUCUCAUUUUGCAUAUUUCGCUGGCAAAGAAUGGAAAACCAUCAUUUGAGGAGAUCUCUUGGAAUGGCCAAGGAUCAGUCUGGGAUUUUAGUCAAGUGGGUUGCAGAGAUUUGCGAAGCGAAUCGGAUGUUACGAAAGGGAGAUAUUAUGAUUCGUGCGGAUGGAAUCUUCGUCUCGAACGCUGGGACAGUACUAUUUUGCUCUGGGGAACGCAUCAGUUUGACUUUUGUGAUCACCAGCAAAUGCGAGCACUCGCACAUCCGCAGCCUGAGGCUGAACGAGAACCUUAAUGCGGUCCCCGAGCGGGCAGGGGCUGGUGGGGCAGGUGGAGGCACGCAAGGCCGCAGCGUGGUCGUUGUCAUCAUCGAGCAGGGCAGGAUCGCGGGCUGCGCCGUCCCCAUCGCGGGCCAGCCCGGCACGGGGAAGACCGCCAUCGCCAUGGGUAUGGCCCAGGCUCGCCCCAGAGACGCUCUUCACCAAGAUCGCCGUCAGCGAGAUCUUCUCGCUCAAGAUGUCCAGGACCGAGGCCCUCACGCAGGCCCUGGGGAAGAGCAUCGGUGUUAG